GCGCCCCCACCACCGCGGCGUAUCGCGUAAGCGCGUACAGCCAAUAGGAACCGCGGGAGGGCGAGUGCGUCACGAGGUCAAAGGUCGCCGCGGUGGAGACUUCCUGGAUGUAAACACAGAUGUAAACAGAGCGACGUGUUAGAGGACAGCUCAGAGACAUGAGGCUCUUAUCGAGGGCGGUGCAGGCUGCAGUGAGUCAGAGGGAGCGGAGCCGCAGACACUUCUGGGGUUGGCUCAAUGCAGUUUUCAACAAGGUGGACUAUGAGAGGAUCAAAUCUAUCGGUCCGGACCGAGCUGCAGCAGAGUGGCUGCUGAGGUGUGGAGCCAAAGUGAGGUUCCAAGGUUUCGAUCGGUGGCAUCACGACUACAACGGACUUCCAACCGGACCUCUGGACAGAUACAAGAUCCAGGCCAUUGAUGCCACUGAAUCCUGCAUCAUGUACAGGGGCUUCGACCACCUGGAUGGUUUGAAACAUGUGGAGGAAAUAAAGUUCAAAAAGUGCAUCUACCUAGAAGACACCUGCCUGGAGAGGCUGAGCUCCAUCGAGACUCUGCAGGAGAGUAUAUACACAAUGGAGGUGGUGUUGUGUGGGAAUGUGACCGAUAAGGGCGUCGUUGCGCUUCACAAACUCAAGAAUCUGGAGUAUCUGUUUCUCAGCGAUCUGCCGGGAAUCAAAGACAAACAGACGACAGCAGACCGACUGCAGACAGCACUCCCACGUCUGGAUUUAGCGCUGGACCUGGACUGACAGCUUUUGUAGAGCAUGUUCUCAUUGUAAUGAAAAAACCCAGGAAAGGAGGAAAGUGGCGCAUGUAGGGCUUUGAUUGUACGAGAAGCAGAUCCUUAAGUUCAUGCAAAUGUAUGCCGGCCUCCAAGGCU
Messenger RNA from Paralichthys olivaceus (Japanese flounder), 880 nucleotides. RefSeq names its product distal membrane arm assembly component 2 like (gene dmac2l). NCBI's taxonomy places the organism in Eukaryota, Metazoa, Chordata, Actinopteri, Pleuronectiformes, Paralichthyidae. The record is from RefSeq and is a predicted model, not a curated record.